Molecule: messenger RNA, 2257 nt
Organism: Folsomia candida
Lineage: Eukaryota; Metazoa; Arthropoda; Collembola; Entomobryomorpha; Isotomidae
Exons: 10
Coding region: 354-2048 (564 amino acids)
Source: RefSeq, a predicted model, not a curated record
UUCACUACAUUCGACCUCAUAGCUCAUCCUCCGUUGCUAGAGUUGUAUACCACUGCCAACUAUCUACAAGACAGACAAUAAGAAGACAUGGGCCUAUAAAGAGUCGUGUGUAUUAUGUUCACAAGGCGAAGCUAUGUAUUGUUAGCGUGCUUAAUUUGUACAUGAACUAACCACAAGUAUGGUGACUAUACCAUGAGAUGGGAUUUGAUGUGCACUGCAUACUCAAUUUAUAUAUAUGGACUUGCAUUAAAAGGACUUGUUUCAUGGGAUUUGAAACACUUGCAAUCAGGCAGCAACACGGAAGUGAUCACUCUUUGUUUCCAUACUGUAAACGCAGUAUUUAAUUUAAAAACAUGGCUUCCAAAAGAACUGCUCUUCAUAGUUUGAUGAAUGAAUACAAGGACGAAAUUGACCUUGCUAGGAAGAAAUUUCGAAAAGAACAGCCAGAAACAUCCCACGAGUCCGUAAAAACUGAUUUCACGCAUAUAAUUUUCUAUGAAAGUUUCGAAAGUUAUCCAAUCACCUUAGAAGGAGGGUUCAAAAUUUUUCCAAAACGGUGGGCACUAGCCUUUCUCCAACCCGACAUCAAGUCCACGGCUGAAAUAUUGUGCGAGUCGAUAUUCACGAUGGACGAUCUAAGAAAGAGAAAUUCUUCGGGGGAUGAUGGGGUCAAGAAAUUGCCGAAUAUAAAGAAAAUUGCAAUUCAACGAGCAGCAAAAUGGCUAAUGAACAAAAAUCAGGAUCCUUGGAGUUUCAAACCUUCGACUUGGCCAAAUAAUGAGGAAAAGGAAGCAAUUGCAGAGACAUUCGCCACUUUUAAUCGGAUUGACUCAAUACAAGUGCAUGAAAUUGUGGGUAACGCGUCUGACAAUGAUGACGACGAUGACGCUUUCGUCGCCAAUGCUAUUGGUGCGCAGUCGUCAUUAACGCCCCCUUUGACCCCAGUGAACGCUGGUUAUGAGGAUAUAUUAGAGGACCUGGUUCUCGACUUUAGCUAUUGUAGCUCAUUUGCGAAGGUGAUCAAACUUGGGAAGUCAGGAAAGAGGACUUAUCUAGGGAAUCCAGCCCAAACUGCAAAAAAACUUACAAAAAUGGUCAUUUUACAAAACAAUGAUAUUUUUGUGGAUGCUGUGCAAUUUUCAUAUCACCGAUGGGCUUGUGCAGUUUUGGGUGACACAAUUGAAGAAAUUGUGGAACCUUUAUUUCGAAAAUAUUGGAAAAUUGAUUUUCUUGUUCCGGAAGUACCGUUCAGAAGUAUGGAUGAUUUGAGUCCACCGAAAGUCUUGGCUUUAAUACGAGCUGUAGCAUGGAUAAAGCUACUUAAGGCAGAAGGACGGUGGGAGGAUAGCACGGGGUUUGACUCUGCAAUUCCCGACCACAACGUUUAUCUCUCGACUCCUGAAAUUAAUCAGAUUUACAACUACAUUUCUAUUAAGUAUGGAAGUGGACCUUGCCGUCCAUUAGUUGAAGAGUUUGAGAAACCAGUAUCACCAAAAUCACAGCCAGCAGAUCCCACAUUACAAAGUGAACCCCAACAAAUGAGAUUCACAUGCAUCGUGCCUCCAACGCCGAUCAUGACCUCCGCGGAUCGCAAUGUUUCAUCGCCCUCGCCGUCGCCUUCUAUGAUGCAUCUUACACAGCCAACUAUUCCAGUGAAUGCUCAGGGAAAUGUGAAAAUUCGUGGCCAUACUAUUAAGUCAUCAGCUUGGACUGAGGCAAUAAAGAGGUUCAGGAUGGACGAAAAGUCGGGUGCUGAGAAGGCUGGAAAGUUUUUGUUUGAGGAGAUAUUCAGAAGUGAAGAAAUUCAAGACCAGAACAUUAGUGGCAGGGGUUCAAGAGAGCAAUUUAACCAAAAUAAAAUGGAAGCAUUAUUCGAGGCCUUGGAAUACAUGAGAAGUAUUGUAAUGAGACAAGGCAAUAUUGUUCCAUGGACAAAAUCAGAGAAAAAAGAGCUCACAACCAAAAUCUUCACUGAACAUGCAAAUUACCUCAGAAGAAAAUUAAAAGUGCAGGCUGAAAUAAGUCGGCAGGCAAAUGCAUUCACAUAAUGCAGAUCAAACUGUUCAUAUUUUUGGAUAAUAUUAAGCUUGAAAGUUAAUAUAUUGUUAGAAAACUGGGUGUGUAGUUUUAAUUAAAAUUUGGUCCAUGUUUUGGACAGUAUUAAUCGAUCUUGUGGAAACAAUUGCUCACAAGAUGACAAACUCAUUUAUCUCAAUUGCAACUGGUUUAAUAAAUCUGAAGUCGACUCUUCACGAAA